Branchiostoma floridae (Florida lancelet) is the source of this 5376-nucleotide messenger RNA. RefSeq names its product protein transport protein Sec31A-like. Gene Ontology annotation, biological process: intracellular protein transport; COPII-coated vesicle cargo loading; endoplasmic reticulum organization. Gene Ontology annotation, cellular component: COPII vesicle coat; endoplasmic reticulum exit site. Lineage: Eukaryota; Metazoa; Chordata; Leptocardii; Amphioxiformes; Branchiostomatidae. The transcript has 29 exons. Bases 218 to 3985 code for a protein of 1255 amino acids. The record is from RefSeq and is a predicted model, not a curated record. Gene Ontology annotation, molecular function: structural molecule activity; protein binding.
CGGAAGCCCGGUGCACCCUGGGAAGGCCGACUGCCACGUUGGUGUUGGCGAGUCAUCACAUUACAGCUGGUACAAUCUUAGAUUUGGGUCAAAACCCGCACAUUUCGGAAACUGGGACACUUAUAAACCCGAAGCGCUCUAGAUAAGACAUAGAAGACUUCAUAGCUACAAGAUUUAGCUUGUUGGAGUGAUUGUAGAAAGUAUCCCAGUUGUCACCAUGAAGGUGAAGGAUAUAGAGCGGACAGCUAACCAGGCAUGGAGCCCAGCAGAACACCACCCUGUGUACCUGGCAGCUGGGACAGCCGCACAGCAGCUGGAUGCAACCUUCAGCACCAGUGCUGCUCUAGAGAUCUACCAGCUGAAUCUUGGAGAGCCAGGACUACAGAUGGAGCCUGUUGGGAGCAUCACCACAGAGCACCGCUUCCACAAGCUGGUGUGGGGAGGGUACGGCAUGGGCACAGAUAACCUGCCAUCGGGGGUCCUCGUGGGCGGUACUGAUACAGGCAGCAUUCAUAUCUACAACCCAGCCAAGCUGCUGAAGGGGGAGGAUCCAGUGUUUGCUACAACAGAGAAGCACUCUGGACCAGUGCGAGCCUUGGAUGUUAACCCCUUCCAGAAGAACCUGUUAGCCUCGGGGGCCAACGACUCGGAGAUCUUCAUCUGGGAUCUGUCCAACCUGGAGACGCCCAUGACUCCUGGAUCCAGUAAUCUGCCCCUGGAGGAUAUCAGCUGUGUGGCAUGGAACCAGCAGGUCCAGCACAUCCUGGGCUCCUCCAACCCCACGGGCCGCUGUGUGGUUUGGGACCUCCGCAAGAACGAACCAAUCAUCAAAGUCAGCGACCACAGCAGCCGGAUCCGUUGCCAGGCUAUAGCGUGGCACCCUGAGGUGGCGACCCAGCUAGUUCUGGCCUCAGAAGACGACCGUUCCCCUGUCAUCCAGCUGUGGGACCUCCGCUUUGCAACAUCUCCCCUCAAGGUGCUGGAGAACCACACCAGAGGGAUCCUGUCUGUAGCCUGGUGUCCCCAGGACCCUGACCUGCUCCUCAGCUGUGCUAAAGACAACAGGAUCUUAUGCUGGAACCCCAACAGUUCUGUUCCUGGUGGGGAGGUUGUGUAUGAGCUGCCGACCAGUGACCAGUGGAGUUUUGAUGUGAGGUGGUGCCCCAGGAACCCUGCUGUCAUCUCCAGUGCCUCCUUUGAUGGACACAUCAGCAUCUACUCCCUGAUGGGAGGGGGUGUGGACACUCAGUCUGAGCAGCAGAGACAAGCCGAUAAGAUCUCCUCAUCAUUCCCUGGGAGUACAUUUGGUGGCCCCGCCCCCCAGCCCCAGGCCCAACAACAACCCAUGCCCCUGAAGAACCCCCCCAAAUGGCUUAGGAGACCCGUGGGGGCCUCGUUCGCUUUUGGAGGCAAGCUUGUUACAUUUGAAGAUGUGAAGGCUCCCCAGCAGCAGCAGCAGCAGCAGCAGCCCCAGCCCAGGAGAGUGUUUGUUAGCCAGGUUAUCACUGAACAGGAACUCAUCAACAGAUCCAAUAACCUACAAACUGCUCUGAAGUCGGGACAAUUUGGGGAGUUUUGUGACCAGAAAAUCAAAGCAGCAGAGACAGAGUUUGACCAGAGUGUGUGGAGCUUCUUGAAGGUGAAUUUUGAGAGCGAGCCUCGCAGCCAGUACCUGAGACUGCUGGGAUUCGAUGCAAACGAGUUGGCCAAUAAGGUUGCCGAGGCAACAGGACAAACAUCACUACAAAACGGACAUGCAGAGGAAGGGGUAGAUCCCAAGGAACUAGCAUCCAAGAUGCAACUGUUAACUGUUGAUACUGCUGGUGAUCAGAAGCUGACAUCUAGUGCCCAGGGAUCUCCUUCUGUCAACGAGGCAAGGGCCUUUACCUACAAAAGAAAGACCCCAGCAGAAGACAGCCCUGCAGCAGGUGCUGAUGUGUUUGAUACGAUUGCUGCUCAUGGUAAAGCCAUCACCACAGAGUCUCAGGAUGCCAGCAGGCCCGACUCCCCCUUCCAGAUAUCUGUAGAUGAAGAUUGUGAUGGUUUAAUUUGUCGGGCACUGCUCACUGGUAAUUUCGAGGCAGCCGUGGAGAUGUGUCUCCAUGACAACCGCCUGGCCGAGGCCCUCAUUCUGUCUGUGUCAGGUGGUCCUGAACUCCUGGCUCAAACCCAGAAAAAAUACUUCCAGAGAUCACAAAGUAAAAUUUCCAGGUUGUUGUCGUGUGUAGUGAACCGUAGCUGGGCAGACAUUGUAGAGCACUGUAAUCUGGAGAACUGGAAGGAGGCCCUGGCAGCUCUGCUCACGUACGCCAAACCUGAGGACUUCUCCUCUCUUUGUGGCACCUUGGGGAGCCGUCUGGAAACGGAGCAAGAUGGGCAGCUACAGGCUAACGCCUGCCUGACAUAUAUCUGUGCUGGGAACGUGGACAAGAUGGUCACCUGUUGGAACAAGAUUACCAAGAAUCCCAAUUCACCGCUGGCUUUGGAGGACCUUGUUGAGAAGGUGAUGGUGCUGAGGAAGUCUAUAGAGCUGACCCAGAAGCAGGCCCCACCGGUGUCAGGGGGAGUGUUGGCAGAGAAACUUUCCCAGUAUGCCGAGCUGCUGGCUGCACAGGGCAGCCUGGCCACAGCUAUGGAGUACCUGGGAGACUCUACUGAGCCCACCAUUGCCCAGCUGAGAGACAGACUUUACAGAGCACAGGGGGAGGCAAUGGCGCCCAGACAGGCCCAGACUGUACAGAGACAGGCAGCCAGACCUGCAGGAGUGCAGCAGCAACAACAACAACAACAUCAGUACAGACAGGUUGGUGUGACCACCACCACAUCCAGUGCCAACUACUACCAGCCCAGCACGUAUCCCUACGCCAGCCAGCAGCCCGCCCCAGCGCAGCAGCCCGCCUUCAUGCCGGCCUCCCAGCAGGCACCAGCCCCGGCUCCUGCAGCGCCCUCUGGCGGCAACGCAAACAUGUACACCCUGGGGGGCGCACAGAGGCCCAAGUACGCCCACUGGGGGGCAGAGAUGGGAGGGUUUGGCACGACGCAGACGUACACGUCCAUGCCGGCACAGCCGGGUGUACCACAGGGUACACCAGCUCCUUCCAGCCAGGCUCAGCCUCAGCCUACCCUGUUCACACCAUCCACCAUGGCUGCACCUUACAGUCAGACUCCAGGGGGACCGGCCUACUACCAACAGCCUCAACCUGCCCAGCAGCCUCCCGUACCACAGCCUAUGCCUGCACAGCAAGUUCCAAGCCAGUCGCAGAAAUCUGGUGGGAACAGUGGGGACAGCAAACCUGACAGACCGCAGGGCGCCUGGAACGACCCCCCAGCUGUCAUCAGGGCCAGAAAGAUAUCUGGGUCCGACCAUGGACACACGCCCAUGUACAUUGAAAGGCACUUACACUCCGGAAGACAUAGGGAUAAGCAGGAAGCCUACACACCCCCAGCCCCCAUCACCUCCCCCAUCCCCCUCCCCCCUGAGGAGCAGGCAGCGAUGAUGAACCAGGAGCCUCCAGGUGCACCCAUCCCAGCAGCUGUCAACCAGCCACAAGCAGGUGCUCCACAGUUUAACUAUGGCCAAUCUUACGCUGCUCCACCCAUCUCCAAUGUGCAACAGCAGUCCUCUGCACCCACCACCCCUAAAGAGAAAGGCCCCAUCCCAGCUGAACACCAGGAGUUAGCACAGAGUCUGGACUCUCUACUACAGAGGUGUAUGUCAACUGCCUCUCAUCCGCAAACCAAGAGAAAACUGGAGGAUGUUAGCAGGAGACUAGAAGCCUUGUAUGACAAGCUGAGAGACAAUAGUUUACCAGCUAAUAUCCUGACCAGUCUACACCAGCUAUCCCAGGCCUGUUCCCAGCACAACUACCAGGCAGGACUCAACAUCCACACACAGAUGAUCCAGGCCAGCAACUUCUCUCAAAUCAGCUCCUUCAUGACCGGCCUGAAAGUACUCAUGCAAGUGGCCACUCAACAGGGCGUUUAACCUUCACGAGUAAUGACGUGAAAGUUGAUAGAUGUUGGUUAAGGAGAUUGUAGAAGGCUGGCUCCAACACCAAACUAAAAGGUUGGAUUAUUGCUCCAGUUCUUCUCAGUGUAGAACAGGCUUUCUUGCACGUAUGGUUCACUACUGGCAAGUCCUAGAAGAAAGGAGUCAUUUUGCCAAGAAAGACUAUAAAACUUGUCUAACUCCUUGCUUCAUUUAUCUGUUGUUAUAAGAAAGCCUCUUUCAUCCUAAUUCUGGUCUAGUAUAUUGUCUGCACAGCUAAAUUUUUCUUUCCUGUACUGGCAAAAAAUUGUGUUUUGUUCAUAUUCUGUAACAGCAACAGAUGAAAGGGGCAUUAGUAUUGGUAGAGUUUCUUGCAAAUGUUGUACAGAGUCAAGGGGAAAAUAUGAAUAUAUGUACCAUAGUGAAUGCCUACAUAAAUGUUCACGACAAUGUUAGAAAUUUGAAGGUUUCAUGACACAUAUAAUGACUCCCUGCCCCCUGCAAUUUUAUCACUUCUCUGUGUUGUUGCCCAUGUAAACUUAAAGAAUGCAGUAUCUGAUUCGGAAUGACUUGUUGAGCAGUCAUAAAUGGCAAACAUUUACUAGAAUUUGUAGAAAUUAUGUAAGGUAAGAAGAGUUGUCCUUCACUACUGAUUUCAACAGGAAUAUAUGAUUCCAAAAAUUCACAUUGACUAUUCAGUGGAUUUGUUAAAAUUAAAUGCAUAAGCAUAAGUAGGAAAUGGCUUUAAAGGAACAUAACCCUAUUCAAACUAGUGUUGACUUACAGAUUGUACUGCCUUUGAGAGGUCAUAUUUCAAUGCAAAUCAUCCAAGUCUGUCCAAAAGCAACACAUUUAGGCAUACAUUUAUGGAGAAUACCAUCUCUGAAGUGCAGUUUAAAAUGUUGAAAUAUUGUGACAUUUUCAAGAUAGAAGUAUCCUGUGGCUGAUUUGUUAAGGAAAUGUUUUUGUUAGUGUAAGUGAAACUGUUUAAACAUUGCAGAUUUUAUCAAAACUCCUGUACUAAUAAUGUUUUUCUUGGGAUGUAUUUGAAGUCUGGAAAGAGGACACUGAAAAGGAAAACAAGUUUCUGCACAAAAGUGGAUGCUAUUUAUUGAUAUAUUUGCUGUUGAUACAUAAUAUGUGCGAUAUUGUCUGGGUCUGAAGAGAUUCAUACCCAUCUGUUUUUAUUUUUGAGACUUAUGAUUCAUAUGUUGUAAUAAAGCUGAUGUAGUAUGCAAAAAUAUGUUGUGACUAAUACUAAUAGUGUAGAUUUCUGCAAUGUACAAUAUAUCAUGACAAGUUUAAGUACUAAAUAUUAUCAUUUGAUGCUAGUAUGCUCGAUCUACUAACAUUGACAAUGAAGAAAUAAAUGUGCUGUUCUUAAGAAA